AGCGAGGCGCGUUGCCGCAAAUGGCAUCGACAUCGAUCCCAAUUGCAAGCCAAUCGAUCGCGGGUUGACGCCGACAAGGUUGAGGAUCUUGCCAUCACCCGCACGACACCUGUGCCGUCAAAAUGAGAUUCGCCCCAUGAAUUUUCAUUCUGUAUUGGGAAUUUGCGGUCCUAUGGCUUGCCUUCCAGUUUCGGCUUUGUUUUGUGGGCUGUGUCGAUGCAAUCCAUGGCGAUGUGCAUUUUGAUGCCGGCGAUGGGCUUCGAUUAUAGAUGACGACGUGAAAUUUGGGUGCGGUUGGAAUUUUUCGUUGCGGUGCAUCGCAGGUUAGAGUCGACUGUCGGUGGGAGUGGUUGUCGAUGGCGGUUCUGCGCUGGUUGUGUUGCUUGACGUUUUUUGGGGUCGGUUUUGCUGGUGAUUAAGCCAGCAGGGACGGUGUUACGUGACGGGCUUGGUCAAUUUUGCGUCUGGUGUGUAGGGAGAUGGUUUCACACGCGCAUCUUUAGGGUCGCAUCCUCGGUGAAUUGCGAGAUGAUUUUUUAAGUAGAUCAAUUGGUAUUUGUUUUCUGAUGCUUCGUAAUCAAACGACCGAUUGAUUCGUGAUCAUGAAGGAUGAAUUGCAUUUUGUGUAGUUGCUGCGGUUCUGCUGUGGGGAAUCCCGUCGGUGCAUGCCACUGCCCUUAUGGUUAUGUGAUUGUUCUGAAUUGUUUCAACGGUUCACGCCCGUUAACAUGUAGUGCGACCUCUGCAGUUAAGAAAUUGCCCCAAUUUAGCUAUUUCCCUAGGCGAUGGAGGAAGUGGAGUGCAUAGAAGAUUUCUUUCUGGUGUCUGGGGACCAGUAUCAUUCGCUGAUGUUGAUGCCCUUCGCCGUGAAUGACAUUCCGUGGGUGCGUCCGGAAGUGGAGAAAGUGCAUGCGCAAGGCAAACGCAACGGGAUUGACUUUUGUGUUGAAAUUGACUUGUGGAGACUAAAGCUUUCGCUGAAGGGAAAACCCAAGUUCUUUGUCCAUCAAGUGACGGGUGCAUGGAUGGAGCUUCGCAAACCCCAUGACUUUUACUUGGAGACCAUGAAAGUCGUUUUGGUGGCAGCUUAUUUCUUGACCUUCGCUAAGCAGAACCCAAAUUCAUCCAAAGGAGACGUAUGGAGAUUCGUGCGCAAGCAAUGUAGUGGAUUCAAAGCGAAACCAAGUCCGAAUGAUUUGCAACAAGCGUAUCUUCUGCUAAAGUCAGUCGUGAAAAGUGAUUUAAUAUUACAAGAAUCUCCCAUUAUACCGUUAUUUUUUCCAAACCUUUGUAAGGUGCGAGAACCUGAAGUCGUUGAGGUGUGUGAAAGGCUUCAUGAGGAUGUACAAUGUCCACCUGUUUCAAGGGCUUUAACAUAUGAGGAUCCUAGCAGUGGCGAGAAAACCCACACUCUGGAAGCUUCCAGUUUACAAGGUGACGCGUUUAUAAGGAAACCAAUCUGGAAAUUCACCAAGAGGAAGUGCAAUGUUGCCGAGAUUGAAAUGGAACCAGAUCUUUUUCCUCCAAAUAUUUUGACCCCAGAACCAAAAAAGAAACCAGGACGAUCGCUUUUACUUCGAAGUGUACGCAAAAAAAGAAAAGAAACCGAUGAAGUCGGAGAUGACAAUUGGAUUGAUGAGCCUGAUGUUUGUGCGUUUUGUGAUGAUGGUGUGGAGAACGGUGAAAAGCUCUUAUGUUGUGAAGGUCUGUGCAUGCGAUCCUUUCAUCCGACAAUAAACUCUGGGUUGCAAAAUAAAUGCCGCACCCUUGGUCUCUCUCCAGCAGCUGUCAAUGUUAAAAGUUGGAUUUGUCCAAAUUGUGAAGCUGGGCAGCAUCAGUGUUUUGCUUGCGGGAAGCUUGGAAGUUCAAGUAGUGGCUCAUCAAGCAAUUCAAUGGGUCUUCUGGAGGUCGUUGUAUGCGGAGCCAAGUAUUGUCAACGUUUCUACCAUCCUGAUUGUGUAGUCAAGCUCCUUGUCCCGGAAGCGGAACAGAAGGACUUGGCUAUGCGUAUCCGGCUAAGUUUGGAGACACUCAUUUGUCCACUUCACAAGUGUGUAAGCUGCAACUUGGACGAAGACAAGAAGGAACCCAGUCUACGCCUUAUGAAGUGCAGGCGGUGCCCCUUGGCAUGGCACGAGAAGUGCUUGCCCGAAGAAUGCCGGAGUCAAGUGUGGCCACUAGAAGAUGGCAAGUGUGUUAUGUAUUGCGGUCGACACAGAAUUGACCCGGAGUUGCUUACCCCGGAGCGCGACCACAUUCUAUUCCCACCGCCCAAACCUGGUAGGACAACGAGCAGACCGAGGGUUACACAGCCAGUGUACAUCUUGCCGGCUACAGAUUAACUUGUUUCUCAAGAGAGAUCACAUAAUUUUUGUAAUUUCGUUGCUUACGACGAGAGAGAGAGAGUUUGGAACUUUAGUCUUCGUGCUUCAGACAGAGGAGUAAUGGUUCCUCUAUUUCUAUCAGAAAACCCUGGCGCAGGAUCUCCAUACAACCUAAGGGCGUCGUAAAGAUGAGCUGAAGCCUGCUGGAGACGAUGCCGCAGGGGCUGCUGAUGUACUGAUCUUCCGACUUUCGAUGCUGAAGAUGUGCGCUUGGUCGACGACCGUCUUGUAGUUCUGGGUAGCAAUUGUUCCCAGUUUGUGUAUAGAAUCUGCGUAGAGCUGCGUAGAACUGCUCGUCAGCCGACGAUUUUGAAAGGGAGGGGCACUGGUACUAAUUGGAAGUUAGGCAGCAAGUCAAGCGUGCAAUCAGGUGAAAAGGGAUGAGUUCUCUCUGUUAGUUGAAAAGAUUUUAUUCUUACUCAUUAAGAUUGUGAACGCUUUGUUGCUUCGAUA
Messenger RNA from Physcomitrium patens, 2837 nucleotides. Lineage: Eukaryota; Viridiplantae; Streptophyta; Bryopsida; Funariales; Funariaceae. The record is from RefSeq and is a predicted model, not a curated record.